AAUAAUCAAAAUUUUGAUAUCAACACAAUUAACAAUGCACAAGUGAUUCAAGUAACAAUACACACUAUCGAUAGAAUAAUUGAAUCACAUCGUAUGGUUUUGCUAGUAUUUUACACAGAUUGGUGUCGCUUUUCACAAUCAGUACUUGUAGUGUUCGAACAACUUGCAUCGAUUAUAUCUAAACAAUAUCCAGAUCCCGGGAUAGUAGUGUUGGGAAAGAUAAAUUGCAAUGAUGAAAAGAGACUAGUUAAUACUAAAGAAAACUUCAUAAUUGGUUAUUAUCCAACUAUAAAAGUUGCUUCGUAUGGUAAAGUUUUAAAACGUGAUUAUCGUGGUAGAAGAACUAUGGAAAACUUUGUGAAAUUGAUUGAAAAAUGUUUAGAAGAUCCUAAUUUUGAUUUACGGGACACUCAUUCAUGGCAAUGAUAAAAUAUUUUUUGUAAUACGUUUAUCGAAAGUUUAACUUUCCCGAGUAUGCCUUUCGAAUAUGAUAUCAUGAAUUUCCAGUGUAGAGUGCUGUAAUGGAGAGUAUACGAAGUUAUUCGGUGUAUAGCCAGUGAUGCCUAUGACGCGAGUGAUCCUGAGAACGCACAGUCGUUUUUUAUUAUAAUUAUAUCAUGGACAAUAACGGCUAAUAACGCUUAGUGUGAUAAAAAAAAACAACUUAAAAUAGUG
Messenger RNA from Chrysoperla carnea, 675 nucleotides. RefSeq names its product endoplasmic reticulum resident protein 44-like. NCBI's taxonomy places the organism in Eukaryota, Metazoa, Arthropoda, Insecta, Neuroptera, Chrysopidae. The coding region runs from base 94 to 426 and encodes 110 amino acids. The record is from RefSeq and is a predicted model, not a curated record. The transcript is spliced from 2 exons.